Knipowitschia caucasica is the source of this 2517-nucleotide messenger RNA. NCBI's taxonomy places the organism in Eukaryota, Metazoa, Chordata, Actinopteri, Gobiiformes, Gobiidae. The record is from the annotation of a GenBank genome assembly.
AUGCAGUCCUGCCUCAUUCUCGUCGGCUUUGUCCUGUCCAUGGCUAAAGCCCAAGAUAUCCCCCCUUCAGAGGCAUCUUCUCUUAGUGAAUCCUGUGACUCCCUGUGUUCAUGCGAGGGCAAAGAUGGCAUCUUGUAUUUGAACUGUGAGCAGCGAAACAUAAGCAAAAUCUCCCAAAUCAAAGUCCCGGCAGGCGUACCCUUCCACCUGAACCUCUACAAAAAUGAUUUGGUUGAGCUGCGUGCCGAGGAGAUGGAGGGGCUUAAGCAUGCCCUUUCACUGCACAUUGGGGGUAAUAGCAUACAAGAGUUGGAGCCAGGGGUGUUCAGUGCUCUCGGAUCACUGAAAAAACUCCACAUAAACAGCAAUUUCCUCGUCACACUGAAAGAGGACACUUUUCAAGGCUUGGUGAAUUUAGAGUUCCUCCAAGCUGACACCAAUUUUAUCCGGGUCAUCGAGCCUGGGGCUUUCAACAAACUGAUCCGUCUCAAAGUCCUAAUCCUCAACGAUAAUUCCAUUGAGUUUUUGCCCAACAACAUCUUCCGCUUCGUGCCCCUCACCCAUCUCGACUUAAGGGGCAAUAAGCUUCAAACUCUCCCCUACGUUGGAUUCUUGGAGCAUAUUGGGCGCAUCAUGGAACUACUUUUGGAGGACAACGACUUUGUGUGUGACUGUGACCUUUUGCAUUUAAAAAUCUGGAUGGAAAACAUGCGUGCACAGUCGGCGUUAAGUGAUGUCGUCUGCAGUCAUCCACACCAACUUAAAGGUAUUAUUCUGGCCAAAGUCAAACGAGACGUCCUAUGCCCCUCCCACGCUGAAAUCAACUUAGAGGAACCUUCUAAGUCACUCGAUAUGGUCGUCACCCCCUCGUCCAAGAAUCAAAUUCCCAAGCAAAGUGACGCCAAAGACGAUUCCAAGAUCCCCAUGCCAUCUCACCUUCCAGGCAGUCCUUGUGUCGAGUACUGCGCCUGUCAUAAUCAUCCUGUGACUGGGUUUUUGAUGCAUUGUCAAGACCGGGGCAUCCAAGAGGUGUCGGAUAUCGGGAUUCUCCAGCAAAGCCCCACUAAGCUGGUUAUGACUGGGAAUAUGAUCCAAAAACUGCGCAAGUCGGACUUUGUUACAUACGAUAGUUUGGAGUUGCUGAACCUUGCCAACAACAGAAUUGACUACAUAGACAAUGAGACGUUUCUGAGCUUGAGCAGCCUGAAGAAGCUCUAUUUGAACGGAAACAGAAUUGAAAAACUCUUCUCAACCAUCUUCGUUGGCCUUCAUAAUCUUGAAUUCCUUUACCUGGAAUACAACCUCCUCAAAGAAAUUGCGCCCGGUACAUUUAACCCUCUACCAAAUCUGAAACUUUUGUCUUUGAACAACAACCUCCUGAGCUCUUUACCACCCCAAAUUUUUCGUAACGUCCCUCUCAACAAAUUAAACUUGCGUAAAAACUUACUCAUGCACCUGCCAGUGAGCAAUGUACUGGACCAACUUGACUCCUUGGAGCAGAUUUAUUUAGAGGACAACCCUUGGGACUGCAGCUGUGACUUGCUCAGCUUAAAACAAUGGGUGGAAAAACUGAAAAAGGACACUGUGGUAGGCUCUAUUGUGUGCCACACUCCAAAGAAAGUGGUACAAUCUGAAUUGAGGAGCCUACGCCAUGAGAUGCUAUGUCCAAGCUUGGGAACAUACUACCCCAUUGAAGAGGACGCAGUUACCACCACUCUCGGCCCGGACAACACUGGAAGAGGUUUGCUGACUUCCUUGACAGAGACUGUACCACUAUCAGUACUAAUAUUAAGCAUGCUAGUCUUUAUUUUGAUGAUAAUAUUCUGCUCUGCCGGACUGGUGGUGUUCGUGGUGCACAGGAGACGAAGGAGGGCUAAGAGAAAGGCAUUGGAAGAGCAACCACGAGAAAAUUCAAAUAGCAGUCCUAUCCAUUUACACUAUAGCAUGUACGGGCAAAAGACGACGCACCAUACGCUAACCCAACGCACGGGGUCUUCUAGUUUGUAUGAGGAAAGAUCCCACAGUCCUAUCGUCCAAAUUUGCCGCAACCCUACUUACUGUGCCCAACACAAGGAGCACGACAGCGAUAUGGAUUACAGCCUGGAAGAUUCUGGAAUGAAACACCAAGUUUGUCGGAGCAUCAUGGAAAAGGAGAACACUUCUCCUCUCACCGGAAACCCAAAAUUCAGGUCGUUGCCUGGAGACUGCCCCGCGGAGUUUGUCACGCUGGGAAAUCCGAAUUCCCUUUACAGAAACAUUUUCGAGCGGGAAAAGGAGCUACAGCAACUGGGGAUUACAGAGUAUCUUCGGAAAAACAUGCCCCAGCUUCAGUCGGCGGUGGACAUGCAGGUCCCGGGACAUCAGGAAGAGUUGAAGCUCAUGGAGACAAUUAUGUAUACAAGACCACGCAAGGUGAUGCUUGAGCAAACUAAGAACGAGUACUUUGAACUCAAAGCAAACUUGCACACUGAACCGGACUACUUGGAGGUCUUGGAGCAUCAAACUCCUUUUAACUAA